UUAUUUAAACACAUCAAUUCAGUUUUACAGUGCUGCGUGCCCCACGCAAUAGAAACACGCGCAGACCGAAUAAUUGUAGUUACCUAGAAACGUGUGGGUCGUGCAUUGUUAUAUGUUAAUAUCAGAGUAAAACAAAAACGAGUUGAUGAAAUCCAAUCAAGCUCGUUAAAAAUAAACGUCAUCUUAAAUAGUCUCAUUGAUUGUGUAUGAACUUUGUACAAUAACAACUAGUAAACAUCGGAUAAAUAUAAGUCAAAUAUUUAUCUUAAUAAAAAAAAAUCGCAAUUAAUGGGCACCUCUUCAAUAAAUUUAUAAAUGUAGAUUUGCAUUAAGCGGAUUUAUAGAUAAGCAAAACUAUCAUCAGUUGACGUCCUGAUAAUCGACGGUAUAUAGAAAUAGAACCGAGUAUAUCGUCAUGAUAACGCAUAUCAGCUUUUGUGAUAGCUAGUCAGUCGUCGAUGGAGAGGACACGCUGACAAGAAAAAAUACGUGAUAUACUUGUGGUGUAAAUAAAUUCUUAUGCGAAAAAGUUUGUCAACGAAGUUAAUAAAAUCCAUGUCAUAGCAAUGGCGGACUAUGAAGAGAAGGGCAAAAAGAACAGCUACACCGUGAAUGAUUUGUCUAAAGUUCAAUUCACGAAAAAUGGCUCCGCUAACGACAAAAGCAGCAAUGCCGACUCAGAAACAAAUGGAAACGAAGUACCAAGUGUAUCAUUUAUUACAUUAUUUCGAUUCGCCACCGGAAUGGAUAAAUUAUAUAUAUUCUUAGCAAUAAUCUUCUCAAUAUUUUGUGGAUGUAUGACACCAAUAAAUACAUUAUUGUUUUCAUCUUUGCUACAAAGUAUGGUAAGAUUCGGUAUCUUGGGCGAAGCUGACGUCUUCCUCGAUGCAAUCAAAACCUUUGCCAUAAAUAACAGCAUAGUUGGCGCAAUACUUGUUAUAUUCUCCUACCUCGCGACUGUUCUUAUGAAUAUAUCUGCUUUUAAUCAGGUAUUCCGGAUCCGUCAGGAGUAUUUGAAAGCGGCUCUGAAUCAAGAUUUCGAAUAUUUUGACACACACCAAACAGGAGACUUCGCAAGCAAAAUGACCGAUGAUGUUGUUAAACUGGAAGAAGGUAUAGGAGAAAAACUGGCAACUUUUAUAUUCUACCAAGCGUCAUUCGUCAGUUCCAUAAUAAUGGCACUCGUUAAAGGGUGGAAAUUGGCCUUAUUGUGCUUGAUUUCUUUCCCUGUUACUUUAUUCUUAGUUGGAAUAGCUGGGCUGAUUGCUUCGAGGUUAUCUAAAAAAGAGGCGAUAGCAUCCGGCAAAGCAGGUGCAGUGGCCGAAGAGGCGCUAUCAGCAGUCCGGACCGUUUAUGCAUUCAGCGGCCAGAGAAAGGAAAUAGAAAGAUAUGAUGGUCACCUUUCGGAAGUAAGAAAAAUAAAUAUUAAAAAAGGGUUUUUCAACGGAAUGGCAAUGGGCACGCUAUUCUUUUGUAUUUUCUGCGCAUACGCCUUAUCAUUUUGGUUCGGCUACAAACUUAUGGUUGAAGAGCCAGAAACAUAUGACGUGGAUACCAUGAUAGCUGUAUUCUUCGGUGUUAUGAUGGGUUCAGCCAACUUCGGUAUAUCGUCAACAUUAAUGGAAGUUUUCGGAGUAGCGCGUGGCGCCGGCGCUCAAAUUUUUAAUUUGAUUGACAAUAUUCCCUAUAUCAAUCCAUUACAAAACCAAGGUGUUACGCCCAGCUCCAUUGAAGGGAACAUUGAACUAAAAAACGUAAUAUUUCACUAUCCAUCAAGACCGGAUGUUCCUGUCUUAAACAGAAUUAAUAUAAGUGUAAAACGGGGUCAGUCAGUGGCGCUGGUGGGACACUCGGGCUGCGGAAAGUCCACUAUCAUUCAGCUGAUAUCUAGAUACUACGACGUCAUCGACGGCAGCGUUUCCAUUGACGGUAAUGACGUAAGAGAACUCUCAGUGCGAUGGCUACGCGCGCAAAUCGGACUCGUCGGUCAGGAACCGGUGCUGUUCAACACCACAGUCCGGGAAAAUAUACGCUACGGACGGGAAGACGCUUCCGACGCGGACAUCGAAAUGGCCGCGCAACAAGCGAAUGCUCACGAAUUUAUCAUGAAAUUACCUUCAGGAUACGAUACACUCGUCGGGGAGCGUGGGGCUUCGCUCUCGGGCGGGCAGAAACAGAGAAUCGCUAUCGCCCGUGCAUUGGUGCGCAAUCCUCGCAUCCUAUUGCUUGACGAGGCGACCAGUGCACUCGACACGUCUUCGGAGGCAAAAGUUCAAAAAGCAUUAGACAAGGCUCAAGAAGGACGUACAACAAUAGUCGUGGCACACAGACUGAGUACGAUUAGAAACGUUGAUAAGAUUUAUGUCUUUAAAAGUGGAGAUGUUGUAGAAUGUGGAAGUCACACUGAACUAAUGAACAGAAAAGGACAUUACUUUGAUAUGGUGAUGUUACAAUCCUCACCGGAUAUGAAUGAAACAGAACAAGGCAACCCGUUAAAUCGUACGAUAUCAGUUCAAAGUGAAAAAGAUGAAGAUGAGCAUGUAGAAACUAGAAUUGUAGAAAGUGAUCAAUCUAUGGACGCACCAGACAUAUCUUUUGCCCAAGUUGUGAAACUCAAUGCGCCGGAAUGGAGAUCAAUUGCAGCAGCGAGUUUGUGUUCACUUGUCAGUGGAUUUUCUAUGCCACUGCUUGCUGUUAUCCUCGGUGACUUUAUGGGUGUUCUCUCAAAUCCAGAUACAGAAGCAGUUAAAGCUGAAGUUCGAAAUUACGCUCUUAUAUUUGUCGGUAUUGGCGUUUUUUCUGGAAUCACCAAUUUCGUUAUGGUAUCCAUGUAUGGAGUCGCAGGUGAAUAUUUGACGGCUCGAUUAAGAAAAAGUAUGUUUGAGAAAUUGCUGCAACAGGAGAUUGGUUUCUUCGACGAUAAAAAUAAUUCCACCGGUGCUCUUUGUGCUCGACUCUCUGGUGAAGCAGCGGCUGUGCAAGGGGCAACAGGACAAAGAAUUGGUACAGUUCUUCAAGCGUUCGGUACGUUCAGUUUCGCGCUAGGCGUUUCGCUAUAUUACGAAUGGCGAUUGGGACUUGUUGCCUUAGCAUUCGUACCGUUGAUGGCAGCUGUACUUUAUAAACAAGGCAGAAUGGUCACAGCUGAAUCGUUUGGAACAGCAAAGACUAUGGAAUCAAGUUCAAAGAUAGCCGUAGAAGCUGUUGCGAAUGUACGCACAGUCGCAUCUCUGGGUAGGGAGGAAACCUUCAUUCAGGAAUACACUAAACUACUCAUACCAGCUCUUUUAAUUGCGAAACGAACAUGCCACUGGAGGGGAAUUGUUUUUGGCCUCUCUCGUGGACUUUUUAACUUUGUAUAUUCUGCAACAAUGUUUUACGGAGGACAUCUCAUGGUUUAUCAAGGCGUUUAUUACGCUACAAUUCUAAAAUCAGCUCAAACUCUUCUGAUGGGCUCGUCGUCAGCUGCUCAAGCAUUUGCGUUUGCACCUAACUUCCAGAAGGGAAUCAAGGCUGCAGGUCGCGUCAUUGUGAUAUUGAAUCGUCAAUCUAAAAUCAUGGACCCAGAUCAAGCCGCAGCCGAGAAUUUUAGAGGAACAGGUGAAGCGAGCCUCCAAAACGUGCAGUUUAAAUACCCAACGCGACCACUUAUUCAAGUAUUGAAAAACUUUGAUCUUGAAAUAGAGAACGGGAAGACUAUAGCGUUAGUCGGUGCCAGUGGAUGUGGAAAAAGCACCAUCAUACAACUGCUGGAAAGAUACUAUGACCCUGAUGAAGGCAUUGUGGCUCAAAAUGGCGUACCUUUACCAAAACUACGACUAGUAGAUGUGAGACAAACUAUAGGAUUCGUACAACAAGAGCCGAUUCUAUUCGACCGCACUAUUGGAGAAAACAUUGCGUACGGUGACAAUACGAAACAACUUGAAAUGGAUGACAUUAUAGAAGCUGCCAAACAAGCUAACAUACAUAAUUUCGUGGUAUCUUUGCCUAUGGGUUACGACACCAACAUUGGAUCGAAAGGCACACAAUUAUCCGGAGGUCAGAAGCAGAGAGUCGCUAUAGCUAGAGCUUUGAUUAGGCGACCUAAAAUGCUACUUCUAGACGAAGCAACAAGCGCCCUGGAUACUGAAAGUGAAAAGGUGGUACAAGAGGCUCUAGAUAAAGCAAAGGCCGGUCGAACGUGCGUUAUGAUCGCUCAUCGGCUGAGCACGGUGCGCGACGCAGACCUGAUAUGUGUACUUAGCGCAGGAUGCGUCGCGGAACGAGGCACGCAUUCGGAACUUGUUCAACUCAAAGGACUCUACUACAAUUUAAAUAGACGAGGAUAUACAUGAUGCGCCAAUAUCCAUUUACUUUGUAAUUAAUAUUUUACAUAUAAAUUUAAGUUAAUAUAGUAUAAAAUUUUAUAUCAUAACUAUAAUUUGGUACUCGGUUAAAAUUUAUUAUUUUUUCAUUUUAUUUUACAUUACUUUUGACAAAUUCUAUCGACAUAUUCAAGUCACCCAUUAACACUCAUCAACAAGAGAGUGAAAACGAAUUAAUCAGUUGAAAAAAACAAAUCUAUACUUUUAAUGUAAAUACAAUAAGAAAUUGGUUUUAAAAUAUUGUACAUAGUAUUUAUAUCAUCUUAUUAGAAUUACUGCUAUUUUUAUGGUUAUUGUUACCUACUUGGAUUUUAAGAUGCACAUAGAAACGUCUUGUUUAUAUCUUGGUAUUCAAGCAUAUUUUAUUUCAAUCAUGAAAAUAUAAUAAAUCAAUCAAUUUACAUAUAUGUAGUAUAUUUGCAAAUAAAAUGUUAUGUAAACAAGUUAUGUUACACACUGUUAUGAGUAAUUGUGAAAAAAGAAAUGCAAUAUUUUAGGAAAUAU
Molecule: messenger RNA, 4868 nt
Organism: Vanessa atalanta (red admiral)
Lineage: Eukaryota; Metazoa; Arthropoda; Insecta; Lepidoptera; Nymphalidae
Product: ATP-dependent translocase ABCB1-like
Exons: 24
Coding region: 567-4334 (1255 amino acids)
Biological process (GO): transmembrane transport
Cellular component (GO): membrane
Molecular function (GO): ATP binding; ABC-type transporter activity; ATP hydrolysis activity
Source: RefSeq, a predicted model, not a curated record